AUUAAUACCCUCCCUAUUUCCCCUCUUUCAAGUUUUCUUUUUCACUUUCCAAUCUCCCCUGUCUUUCACCUCAACUCUCUUUUAGGGUUCGUUCGCAAAUUUUCUUCUCGCCAUGGAACCAGAGCAGAAAAAUCCUAAUGGCAAGGAAUCUAUGCCCGCUAAAGAUCUCAAAAAGAAGGAUGAGAAGAAGGAGGAAGAUCUUUCUGAGGAGGACUUAGCCUUGAAACAGCAAUUGGAAUUAUAUGUUGAGCGAGUUCAGGAUUCCGAUCCUGGCUUACAGAAGGUUGCUCUUGAGAGUAUGAGGCAGGAGAUUCGAUCAGCGACUAGCUCUAUGACCUCUGUUCCAAAGCCUUUGAAGUUUCUCCGGCCUCAUUACGGGACACUUAAAACGUAUUAUGAGACAAUGCAGGACUCAGAUCUGAAGAAACUUCUAGCAGAUAUACUUUCUGUAUUGGCACUGACCAUGUCAGCCGAGGGUGAACGGGAGAGCUUAAAGUACAGAUUACUAGGAUCUGAAGGCGAUAUUGGUUCUUGGGGUCAUGAAUAUGUGAGGAAUUUGGCAGGAGAGAUUGCACAAGAAUAUGCAAAGCGUCAGAAUGAAGAAGCCUCAAUCGAGGAUCUGAUGGAUCUUGUACAACAAAUUGUCGCAUUUCACAUGAAGCAUAAUGCUGAGCCUGAAGCAGUAGAUCUUCUUAUGGAGGUUGAAGAUCUUGAUUUGUUGCAAGAGCACGUGGAUGAAAAAAAUUACAAAAGGACAUGUCUAUAUUUGACUGCUUCUGCAAAAUAUCUUGCUAGCCCUGAUGAUAUGCUUGUUCUGGACAUUGCUCAUUCUAUUUAUAUGAAGUGCGAAGAGUAUACCUCUGCACUUCAGGUUGCGUUAUUUCUUGACAAUUUGCAGUAUGUUAAGCAGAUAUUCACAUCUUGUAAGGACCUCCAACGGAAGAAGCAGUUCUGUUACAUUCUCGCACGUCAUGGUGUGUCAUUUGAGCUUGAUGACGAGAUGGUCUUGGAUGAUGAUGAUAGGGAACAAUUGCAAGAAAUCAUCAAUAAUUCCAAGUUAAGUGAAGGUUAUUUGACCCUUGCUCGUGAUAUAGAGGUCAUGGAAGCUAAAUCACCUGAAGAUAUUUAUAAGGCUCAUUUACUUGAUGGCCGGGCUAGUGCUGGCGCAACUGUUGAUUCUGCGAGACAAAACCUGGCGGCUUCUUUUGUAAAUGCUUUUGUAAAUGCUGGUUUUGGACAGGAUAAACUGAUGACUGGUUCUAAUGAUGCCUCCAGUGGUGGUACUACAGGAAAUUGGCUUUUUAAAAACAAGGAACAUGGGAAAACUAGUGCUGCUGCUAGUCUGGGUAUGAUUUUGCUGUGGGAUGUUGACUCGGGACUUGCCCAACUAGACAAGUACUUCCACAGUGCUGACAAUCAUGUCAUUGCGGGUGCACUACUUGGUGUUGGAGUUGUGAACUGUGGCAUAAAAAAUGAUUGUGAUCCAGCUCUGGCACUUCUGGCUGACUAUGUUGAUAAGGAAGAUCCAGCUAUUCGAAUUGGUGCUAUUAUGGGCCUGGGCAUUACUUAUGCAAACACGCAGAAUGAACAGAUACGCCACAAGCUGACUCCAAUAUUUGGAGACCCGAAGGCAUCUCUUGAUGUGAUUGCAUUCACUGCACUAUCACUUGGUUUGGUAUUUGUUGGUUCCUGUAAUGAGGAUGUUGCACAGACAAUUAUAUUUGCACUAAUGGAUCGAAGUGAGUCUGAUUUAGGGGAGCCACUGGCCAGGCUUCUAUGCCUGGGCCUUGGCCUUUUGUAUCUGGGAAAGCAGGAAAGUGUAGAAGCAACAGCAGAAGUCUCCAAAACUUUUAAUGAAAAGAUCAGGACACAUUGUGAUAUGACUCUGCUUUCUUGUGCCUAUGCUGGAACUGGAAAUGUCCUCAAGGUCCAGAGCCUGUUAGGCCACUGUGCGCAACAUCUUGACAAGAGUGAAACCCACCAAGGACCAGCUGUGCUGGGGAUUGCCAUGGUAGCGAUGGCAGAAGAAUUGGGUGUUGAGAUGGCAAUUCGUUCACUAGAGCAUUUGUUACAGUAUGGAGAGCAGAAUAUCCGCCGUGCAGUUCCUCUGGCCCUAGGGCUCUUGUGCAUAUCAAAUCCGAAAGUGAAUGUUAUGGAUACCUUGAGUAGACUAAGCCAUGAUUCUGACUCAGAAGUAGCAAUGGCUGCUAUUAUUUCUUUGGGUUUGAUAGGUGCGGGCACCAAUAAUGCUCGAAUUGCUGGCAUGUUGAGAAAUUUGUCCAGUUACUACUACAAGGAUGCUAGUGCUCUGUUUUGUGUUCGGAUUGCGCAAGGUCUAGUUCAUAUGGGGAAGGGUCUAUUAACACUCAAUCCAUACCACUCUGAUCGUUUCUUGUUAUCCCCGAUGGCACUUGCUGGUCUUGUUACAACGCUUCAUGCAUGUCUUGACAUGAAGUCCCUCAUCUUGGGAAAGUACCACUACAUUCUGUACUUUCUUGUCCUCGCAAUGCAGCCAAGAAUGCUAUUGACCGUGGACGAGAACUUGAAGCCUCUUUCAGUUCCUGUUCGAGUUGGUCAAGCAGUUGAUGUUGUCGGCCAAGCGGGUCGACCCAAGACCAUAACAGGCUUCCAAACUCAUUCUACCCCUGUACUUCUAUCUGCUGGUGACAGGGCUGAACUUGCUACUGAAAAGUAUAUUCCUUUGUCACCUAUUCUUGAAGGCUUUGUCAUUUUGAAAGAAAAUCCAGAAUACAGAGAAGAGCAUUAAUUUGCUAGUUGGAUUAGAGGUCUUAUUUUAUUUUAGUUUAGUUUAAUUUUAGAAGCCGGAAGUUUAUUUGUUUUAUUUGAGGAAUAUUUAAUGUUGUAUCAUUGUAAACUUUUGGGCUUUUUUAGUUGAAAAAUGUGGGUAAUUAUUUCUUUUCCCUCAAUUAUGAAAUGAAUUUUUUUGUGUCCAAUAAGAAUUGUUCGUUAUUCUUAUUGCA
Amaranthus tricolor (Joseph's coat) is the source of this 2981-nucleotide messenger RNA. Its product is annotated as 26S proteasome non-ATPase regulatory subunit 2 homolog A-like. Gene Ontology annotation, biological process: proteasome-mediated ubiquitin-dependent protein catabolic process; regulation of protein catabolic process. Gene Ontology annotation, cellular component: nucleus; proteasome complex; proteasome regulatory particle, base subcomplex. Lineage: Eukaryota; Viridiplantae; Streptophyta; Magnoliopsida; Caryophyllales; Amaranthaceae. The transcript is spliced from 25 exons. Gene Ontology annotation, molecular function: enzyme regulator activity. The record is from RefSeq and is a predicted model, not a curated record. Bases 113 to 2767 code for a protein of 884 amino acids.